CGAACGCGGAAGAGGGAGAAUCAUAAACAGAGGUAGCUCUGUUAGCAUGAACUCAACGUUUAUCCUUUUAGAAAGUAUUUGUAUUUACUUUCAACUGCCAUGUCUCGCUGUACUUGCGUCCGCUUGACGUGUUUUUCGCGUCGUGUACUGAAGUAGUGUCAGUACGCUGAGUGGAGUAACCGUUGGAGCAGUUAAGUGUUUUUGUUUUUAGCAGCCGGCUGCAGCCAUGUCGUUGUUUAGUGUACAGGCGAGGAAGCACACGGCUUAUUACGACCAUCUGAUGUCGACACCGUCGGCCAGGACCCCGGGCAGAGGGCGUCCGGAGGACAGGAGAGGAGCAGACACGACGCUGGAGAAGAGUGGGACCACAUCCGGAGACUCUGCGUGCGAGGGCAGCAGCCGGACGUCCGAGACAAGCCGACAGGUGAACAGGACUUUUGUCGUGUCGGCGCCGUCGAAGAGCGGCGGCGGGCAGCAGACCCCGCACCGCAGCCGACUCACCCUGCAGAGGAGGUCGAGGAGGAGGACCGGGGCCGAGGCGGCGGAGGGAACCGCGGCCGAGAGCAGCCAGAACACCACGCCGGCUCCGGAGAAGAGACUGACCCUGCAGCGCAGGACCAGGACCCCCUCCAUGGAUAAAGGUGCCCCGGGGCAGCGCGGGGUCGGCGGCGGCACUGGCCUGCAGCCGAAGGUCCUCAGGGAGCCGAACGGCAGGACGCCGAGUCUACUCAGGUGUGCGAGUUUAAGAGAAGCGGCCGCUAAGAGCAAGGGCAGAGAACCCGCUGCUGCGGACACCCGGGCGAGGCCGGCGGGCACGACGCCCUCCGCGGCCCGGCAGCCGGACGAGCAGGCGCACACAUGCGAAACCCCCACCAAGAAGACACCGUUUGAGAAAAUCGCGGCCAAGAGGGCCGUGUUCGAGGGGCUGGCGCGGAGAGAAGCGCCGACGAGACCGGCCGCGGGCAAGUCGGCGAGUCUGGAAAGGCCCAAAGUGUCCCGGGUCACUCAGGACGGGAAACCCGCGGCGGCCCCUCGGGUCAGCAGGGCGCCGGCGGGUGCGCACCGGCCGACCGCGAGCAGGGCGUCCGGCUCGGGCCAGAGGGGGGACAGCACCUCCCGGGACAGCACCUCCCCUCCUCACCCUGCUCCCGGCGAGCAGCCGCCGACUCGCCCCGGCGAGGCCGCGAAGCAGCCGGACGCGUUCAAGAUGGAGAACAGCGCGGUGACUGUGGCUGUGCGGGUCCGACCCUUCAGCGCCAGGGAGAGGGCAGAAAAGGCAUUGCAAGUCAUUUUCAUGAACAACCAGGAGACUGUUGUCCAACAUCCAGAGUCCAAACAGAGUUACUCCUUCACCUACGACUUCUCUUUCUGCUCGGUGGAUGAGAGUGAGCGUGCCUUCGCCAGCCAGCAGACGGUGUACGAGACACUGGCCAAGCCGCUGCUGCUGAGGGCCUUCGAAGGAUUCAACACGUGUCUAUUCGCUUACGGUCAAACGGGAUCUGGGAAGUCGUACACGAUGAUGGGCUUUGGAGAAGAGGCAGGGGUUAUCCCACGGUUCUGCCGUGAACUUUUCUCUAGAUUGACCUCCAUAGAAAAUAAAGAGGUCAAAUGUCAUGUAGAGAUGAGCUACUUUGAAGUGUACAAUGAGAAGAUCCACGACCUCCUGGUGACCAGAGAUGAGCCAAACCAAAGGACGAUGCCUCUGAGGGUGAGGGAACAUCCCGUCCAUGGUCCCUAUGUUGCUGAGCUGUCAGCUAAUGUCGUGAGCUCUUACAAUGACAUCAAGGGGUGGCUGGAGCUGGGCAACAAGCAGAGAGCCACAGCAGCUACGGGAAUGAACGACAAGAGCUCCAGAUCUCACUCUGUCUUCACCCUGAUUAUGACCCAGACCAAAACGGAGUUUGUGGAGGGAGAGGAACAUGACCACAGUAUCACCAGCAGGAUCAACCUCGUGGACCUAGCAGGCAGCGAACGCUGUAACUCUGCCCAGACAAGUGGAGACCGACUUCGGGAGGGCGCUAGUAUCAACAAGUCCCUGCUCACCCUUGGAAAGGUCAUCUCUGCCCUGUCCGAACAGGCACUGACCAGGAGGAAGGUCUUCACACCGUACAGGGAGUCCGUCCUCACAUGGCUGUUAAAAGAAAGCCUAGGGGGUAACUCCAAGACGGCCAUGAUUGCCACACUGAGCCCGGCUGGCAGCAAUGUGGAGGAAAGCCUGAGCACUCUGCGCUAUGCCCAGCAGGCCCGCACGAUCAUCAAUGUGGCCAAAGUCAACGAGGACACCAGUGCCAAGCUCAUUCGAGAGCUGAAGGCGGAGGUGGAGAAGCUGCGAGCGGCCCAGAUGAGCUCACUGGGAAUUGAACCAGAGAGCGUCCGGUUGUUCCAGCAAGAGAUUUCUUGCCUGAAGACCAAACUCUGUCAGCAAGAGAGAGAAAUGAUCGAGGCCAACCGGGCAUGGAGAGAGAAACUGGAACAAGCUGAAAUACGCAAACGUGAGGAGACAAAGGAGUUGCAGAAAGCAGGUGUGACGUUAAAGGUGGACAAUCGUCUUCCCAACCUGGUGAACCUGAACGAGGACCCUCAGCUGUCUGAGAUGCUACUCUACAUGAUCAAAGAGGGUCAAACAACAGUGGGCAAGCACAAGUCCGACUCCAGCCAUGACAUUCAGCUGACUGGAGCCCUCAUUGCUGACCAACACUGUGUUAUUACCAGCCUCCAUGGUACUGUCAGCAUCACACCUAUGGAAAGUGCCAAGACCUUUGUUAAUGGGAACCUCAUCUCAGAUUCCAUCGUCCUACAUCAUGGUGACAGGGUGAUUCUAGGUGGAGACCACUACUUCCGCUUUAACCAUCCAGCAGAGGUGCAGUCUGGGAAACGGGUAUCAUGCUGGACGGGCGCAGGCGAUGGCCACAAAGAUUUUGAAUUUGCCAAAAAUGAACUACUGGUGGCUCAAAGAGUUCAACUGGAGGCAGAAAUUGAAGAGGCCCAUCUGAAGGCGAAAGAGGAGAUGAUGCAGGGAAUCCAGAUGGCAAAGGAGGUGGCCCAGAAGGAGCUUUCUGAUCAGAAGGCGCUUUAUGAAGACAGGAUCCAUGCUCUGGAGACAGAGCUGAAUGAGGAAACUGCACGGAAACGUCAACAGGAGUUGGACCAACAGAGGGUGGCCAACCAGGUGGCCAAGCUGAAGGUGGCCAAGAUGGAGCUGGAACAGGAGGUGGACACCCACAAGAAACGCCUCCGUCUGCACAUGGAGACCCAGGCGAUGGAGGAACAGCGUGUGAGUCAAGUGAGGAUUGUGGAGGCCCUGGAGGCGGAAAAGAGGAAGAUUGCCAAAGAGCUGGAGGAGAUGCAGAAGAAAAGAACUUUAAGGGAAAACCACACUCCCCAAAAUGUCUCUCCACAUUGGGGUGCCAUGAAGUUGUCUUUGAUGAUUGAAGAAGCUAAUAAGAUCAGUGCUAAACUGAAGAAAAACACAGUCUUCAGCAGACAUGAAAGCUCUGGCAACGAGAAUCUGGAGCAAGGUGGUUUGCUACAGGUGCGGGUUCAAAACACAAAGCUGGGCAUCUCCACGUUCUGGAGCCUAGACAAGUUCCAAAACAACAUGGCUGCCAUGAGGGAACUCGAACAGGGGGAUUCCACCUCUAAAGAUGACGACGUGUUUUAUGGCCCUGAUGAUGAGUGGGAGCAAGAUAUAUCGGCCUCCUCUGCCUCCACCUCAUCGUUCUCUCGCCGGAGGAGCAGGAGUUUGUUGAAGAGCAGAAGAAUCUCUGGGCGUCUCUACGAGAUCCGGGUCCAUCCGAUUCAGAGCCUCCACAGUGGCCCCUCCCAGUGUUCUGGGUUGAUGGGCGUCGCCAAACCUCCCUCCACCCAUUCCAGCAGCGCAGAGUCUGCCUUGCCCGGCAUUUGCAAGGAGCUGAUUGGUCAGUCAGUGGCCCAUCUUCGUGGUUGUAGUGGGACAGAGGAGAGCCUGGCUGACAGGUUGGCGUCUUAUCUCAACCUGGUGUAUGAGGCGGUCCAAACCAUAUCUGACCUGUACGACAGUCUGGAAGAUGACAGCCAGGAGAACGUGUUUGUAUGUAACUCGGUGGCCCAGACUCAGCUGGUCAAGGCCACCGCAGCAAUAGAGAGCGCAGUGUUUGUUACCACGCAGUGGUUGGUCGGCGUUAAACCCGUCUCUGGCCUGCUGUACACCAUCACUGAGGAACUCAAGAGCCAAGUCAAGAAGAUGGGAGGAUUCUUUCAGCUGCUCAUUCAGGGCUGUGAAUCCGAGAUCACAUCAAUGGUGAAGGAGGCGCAGAGGAAGAGCAGUCAGUGCUUGGAUGCAGCAUUGCUUGCACUCGGCCACCUGGCGGCAGUGACAUGCAUGCCACUGAAUGCUGUCGAGCUGGGUGCCCAGGCCACAGGCAAGCCGUCGAUGACCGUGUGUCUACUGAAGGGCACCAACAGAGGCGUUCGCUCUCUCUUGGAGGAGAGUCUCACUGUCACCAGGGAAAUGCUAAGAGAGGCUCAGCUGUCGUAUCCCAGGAACCCAGUCCUGCAGAGCCUAAAAUCCAAGACGCUCGAUUUAGCAUGUGCUCUGCAGAGCUACAUGCAUUGUCAUAUUUCGGAGAGAGAAUCUGACCCACAGGAAGUGGAAGAAGCGAUGGAGGAGGCUUCUGCUUCCCAUUUGAAGAAACUGAGGACUACGGCAACCAAACUGUUCCAGUUGAACCAGGCCAUCAGACAGCUUCAUUCCUCUCUGUCUGCUGCCCUGCGAGGAAAAGACAGAGACUCCAACUUCAGCAGCUGCAGAGAGCUGAUCUCCUCCUACGCCGAAGCAGUCGACGAACUGAUCUCCGGUCUGUCCAAGGAGGGAGCGUUGGCGCCGUCCCUGCAGCUUCCCUGUCUCCAGAGCGUCGUGACCGCACGAGACAAACUCCACUCUGCUCUGCAGUCCCUGUCCUCCCCCUGGGACGAACAGGGGGCUGGAGCGAGCAGAAGCUCUGUCGCUUCAGAUAAGAGCACGGGAGAUGAGAUCUUGACUAAAGAGAGUACUUCCACUCAAAGUGCUGUUAGAAAUCGAGUUGUGAGUAAAAUAGUCUACUCUCUCCCUCCAGGUGUGUCAUCCAAAGGCAGCCCACACUGGGUGUAACGUGUACAUAUACGAUGUGUUUUUCGUUACGAUGCGCUAAUAUCAUGUAGGCUUUACUGUAAAACUAAACAGCUGAGUACUUUGACGUGAGCUCCCUGCUGGAAAUAACAAACGGGUGUCUUUUUCUUUUUGUACCCCCCAUUAUUACCAAGCUCCAAUUGCAGGCAGCUGAAAAUUUAUUGCUACCAUUUAAGUUAAUAAACAGUCAUCUUUACACUUUCACGUCAGUCUCUGUCACGUCUGAUAUGAUGUAAAUGUAGAACUACUGUUUAAAUGAACUUGAGGUCCUCUUUUAAGUCUUGCUUGAAAGAGCAUUCAAGGUAUAUUUUUUUUAGAUAAUGCAUUUGAGCAAAUCUAAUUAUGAUGGAUAAACACAAGAAUACACUUAUGCUGUGCCAGGCCUUGCCUAUGUUUUUCAGAGGCCACUACAUUUUCUUUGCCUUUUUUGUAUUCAAACAUCCAACAGUUCUACUAUCAGAUACUUUGUCACUGGGUUUUGUAAAAAAAGAGAAGAAGAAAAAACGACUUUGUCCCCAUGCUCUGCUGUAUAUGAUUUCUUUUUUUGUAUGAAGGCAUAUUUUGUUUUUGCUUUGCUCUUGUAUUUUGUACUUGUACUGUAACAGUUUGCACUCCGGAGAAACUAAUACUCAGGGUUUCUUCUUUAUACAUAUAGGUAAACAAUGCAUAGUUAUGUCUUUUUAGUCUUUUGUAACACUUGGUAUAAAAAAAAUCACAUCUAUAUAGUUAUGGAAGUUGAAUUAAUACGAUAAAUUCAUUUGUAUUAAUUUGACAAGAACCCAAGCCUUUCAUAUUGUGGAGCACUUACUUACAUGGACUAUUUGUAAACACCGCUCCUAUAAGCCGAUUAUUUUAUUGUGAAUAUUUGUGAAUUGGCCCUGAAAUAUAGUACAGUCUACAUUGCAAGUAGGAAACUAAACCUGUUUACCAAAACAUUCACGUUCACAUUCCCUAAUUGGGCAAACUUGCAUUGAAUUAAAUACUGAAAAAAAUAAAUAAAAACAAGUUGAGUCGCA
Scophthalmus maximus (turbot) is the source of this 6162-nucleotide messenger RNA. It is a transcript of the gene kif14, whose product is annotated as kinesin family member 14. Lineage: Eukaryota; Metazoa; Chordata; Actinopteri; Pleuronectiformes; Scophthalmidae. The transcript is spliced from 29 exons. The coding region runs from base 227 to 5128 and encodes 1633 amino acids. Gene Ontology annotation, biological process: microtubule-based movement. The record is from RefSeq and is a predicted model, not a curated record. Gene Ontology annotation, molecular function: ATP binding; microtubule motor activity; microtubule binding.